AUGCAUACCCCCGCAGCAAAAAAAAAAACAGCACGCAGCAGCAGCAGCAGCAGCAGCAGCAGCAGCAGCAGCAGCAGCAGCAGCAGCGCAGCAGCAGCAGCAGCAGCAGCAGCAGCAGCAGCAGCAGCAGCAGCAGCAGGGUGCCCAGAGUGUAGGGUGUUGUUUCCCCCCCAUGAACUGAACGACCAUCUUUUCUCGCAUGCAAUCGACGCGCUGCAGCAGCAAACGCUGCAGCACAACCUCAGCAGCAGCAGCAGCAGCAGCAGCAGCAGCAGCAGCAGCAGCAGCAGCAGCAGCAGCAGACGCACAGGUCAGCUGCAGCGAACCCAAUCCGCGGGGCCCGGGGGGGGGGCCCCCAUCUACCCUAUAUCGGCACCUGCUCACCACCCCUCAGCAGCAGCAGCAGCAGCAGCAGCAGCAGCAGCAGCAGCAGAUGGAUCGCAGCAACGGCAGCGAAGGAUAGGACGAGAGAACUGCUGCUGCAGCAGCAGCAGCAGCAGCAGCAGCAGCAGCAGCAGCAUUUCUAUUACACUAGCUCAGCAGCAACACAUAGAAUGGCUUCAUACCCACCCCCUACCAGCAGCAGCAGCAGCAGCAGCAGGAUACAGAACAGCAGCAGCAGCAGCAGCUGCUGCUGCUGCUGCACCCCUGCGGCAGCAGCAGCAGCAGCAGCAGCAUUCACUGCAGCAGCAGCAGCUGCUGCUGCAGCAGCAGCAGCAGCAGCGGCAGCGACGCUACAUCAGCAGCAGACAAGACAGCCACCAAAUGAGAGAAUGUUUGGGGGGUUCAUCUCCCUAUAUAUGGGGCGAUGAUUCUGCUGCUGCUGCUGCUGCUGCUGCUGCAGCAGCAGGAUACAGAACAGCAGCAGCAGCAGCAGCUGCUGCUGCUGCUGCACCCCUGCGGCGAUACAGAACAGCAGCAGCAGCAGCAGCUGCUGCUGCUGCUGCACCCCUGCGGCAGCACAGCUGCAGCAUACACCGCACCAGCAGCGAGCAGCUGUAUAGACACACAGACAUAGAGAGGCGUUAUAUAAGCAGCAGCAGCAGCAGAGCAGCAGCAGCAGCAGCAGCAGCAGCAGCAGAGGAAGAUGAACGCACCUGGGUCUACACACGCAGCAGCAGCAACCCCACCACCACCAGCAGCAGCAGCAGCAGCAGCAGCAGCAGCAGCAGCAAUGUUAUUAGAGAGGGUAUGGUGCUACCCAUGCUGCUGCUGCUGCAGCAAACAGCAGCAGCAGCAGCAGCAGCAGCAGCAGGAGAGCAGCAGCAGAAGCAGAGAGACCCCCUUGGACUGAGCAAACAGCAGCAGCAGCAGCAGCAGCAGCAGCAGCAGGAGAGCAGCAGCAGAAGCAGAGAGACCCCCUUGGACUGGCAGCAGCAGCAGCAGCAGCAGCAGCAGCAGCAGCAGCAGCAGCAGCAAUGUUAUUAG
Messenger RNA from Eimeria mitis, 1428 nucleotides. Its product is annotated as zinc finger (C3HC4 RING finger) protein, putative. The transcript is spliced from 9 exons. The record is from RefSeq and is a predicted model, not a curated record. The coding region runs from base 1 to 1428 and encodes 475 amino acids. NCBI's taxonomy places the organism in Eukaryota, Apicomplexa, Conoidasida, Eucoccidiorida, Eimeriidae.